UCCGGUUUAUGAAACGUUAAUGGUUUGGGCUUUUGUUUAAGUAUUUUCUGUAAUUGCAAAAUAUUUGUGUUUUAAUUCGUUUCUUUAAAGUCUUUUGCACUUCCAGUCCACCAUACAAACCAUUGCUUUAGAGAAGAGAAUGUUAAGAAAACAAUUGUCAAAGUGGGUGUGCUAAUAAAGUGUGGCGGUUCAAAGUGUCAGCUGCUUGGUGUGACGUCACAUUCAAUGGCGGCUGACGUCCCACGGAAAGACUCUUUACGCCUUUUAAAUGCUGCUUUUUAACACUUGACAGAUUAUAUUCCGUGUCUGGAUCUGAUCAUGGAAGCCGUGUUGUUCGCGGAGGAGCAAUCAGAGAGACAAGUGUGUGUUGUCGGCUCGGAGUUGGUGGAAAACUACACGGUCUACGUCAUCGAGGUGACGGAUGGAAACCACAGAUGGACUGUGAAGCAUCGCUACAGUGACUUUCAUGACCUCCAUGAGAAGUUGACAGCCGAGAACAAUGUAGACCGGCGGCUGCUGCCCCCAAAGAAGAUAUUGGGAAAGAACUCCAAGAGUCUUGUGGAGCGUCGGCAGAAAGAUCUGGAGCUCUACUUGCAGACGCUGCUCCAGCAGUUCCCACAAGCCACGCCAACCGCCCUGGCCACAUUUUUGCACUUUCACCUUUACGAGAUUAACGGCAUCACGGCGGCGCUGGCUGUGGAGUUGUUUCAUAAAGGUGAGCAGUUGCUGCAGGCGGGCGAGGUGUUUUCCCUGCGUCCUCUGCAGCUUCACGCCGUCUCCCAGCAGCUCCGUCUGGCCAAACCCACAUGCUGCAACGGGGAUGCCAAGACCGACCUGGGACACAUCCUGGACUUCACCUGCAGGCUGCGCUACCUCAAGAUCUCCGGGACCGCAGGUCCAGUAGGAACCAGUAACAUCCUGGAGAGCAGUCUUCCUUUUGACCUCUCUUUUUUCAAAUCACUGCUGCAGAUCGAGAUCAGCGAGUGCAGCGCUCAGCAAAUUGAAGGUUUGGCGUCUCUGAGGUCAACUCUGUCCACUCUGAACAUCCACCAUUCCACAGACACAAUGAUGCUGGUCCUUGUCCCGGAAGGGAGCGAGUUCUCACAGUGGAAAGCAGAGGGGGCGGAGUCCGACUGCCCCGUGACCGCCGUUGUUCCCCUGUGGCGAAACCUGACCACGCUGGACAUGAGCCAGAACGCCAUCAGCAGCGUAGACGACUCCAUGAAACUAAUACCCAAGGUAGAAUUUCUCGAUCUGAGCCACAACCAGCUCUCCUCCGUGGAGAACCUGCAGCACCUGUACAACCUGGUCCACGUGGAUCUGUCCUACAACAAGCUGUGCAUACUGGAGGCGGCUCACACGCGUCUGGGCAACAUCAAGACUCUCAGUCUGGCCGGAAACCAACUGGACCGACUGACGGGCCUCAGUAAACUCUACUCUCUGGUCGACUUGGACCUCAGCCACAACCAGCUGGCCCAGUUGGAGGAAAUCAAAAACAUCGGCGCGCUGCCCUGUCUGGAGAAACUCAACCUGUCUUCCAACCCCAUGUGCAUUAUUCCGGACUACAGAACCAAAGUCCUGGCCCAGUUUGGAGACCGUGCAGCAGAGGUCUGUCUGGACAGCAACGUGACAACAGAGAAGGAGUUGGACACAGUGGAAGUGUUAAAAGCCAUUCAAAAAGCCAAAGAAGUCAAAGACCGGAUGAGCAGCAGUGAUAAAAAGAUCAGUGAGGAGACCGGGCUGUCUGCUGACGCACUUCCUCGCCUCUCUCCCCCUUCCUCUUCCUCUUGCCGCACCUUUGUUGUCGCCCCUCCCUCUUUCACCUUCUCCUCCAUACCCUCCUUUUCCUGUCCGGCCCGGCAGGCUGCCUGCGCCAGCCAAGAAGUGACAAGCAGAGAAGAAAGCGCCGUUCCGCCCAGUGUUCUCCCCCCCGGCACAAACCUCACGUCUGCUGACGCCACCCAGGACCGAGAUCCUGCUGGCCUUGUCUCAGACCACGCCCACUGUGAUACAACUGUAACUGUCUGCUGCACGUGCUCCUCUUCCUCAACCCGACCAGUUGAAGCCACCUGCGCCAGCUGCAGCGCCACCUGGUGUCCUCUCCUCCCUCCUCACCUGCUGUCCUUCACCACCAGCAACCAAAACUUCACCACUCUGCUUUCCAGGCGCCUCCACGCUGCUCUGAAGGAGCAGCAGAAGGCAAAGAUGGACGCGGAGAGGAAGGAGGAGGGGUGUCAAUCCACAGAGGGUUCUUCCCAUGUGGAAGGCACAGAAGUGGGCUCGCUAAGUGUAGACUCCAGAGACGGCUACUUUGAGAUGGGACUGGACGAUUCCUUUCAGGAGACUGACUACCUCUCGUCCACGCCGGACCCCUGUGCUGGGGAUGGGCCAGAAAUGGACGUCCAGGUCAACAGUGUUGUGUGGUGCUACUGUCUCAAGGUGCAAGAGGAGGCCAUGGAGCAGAAGAUCGUGUGUCUGGUGCUGAUGGAAGGGCUACUCGGCCUGCUGCACUCGACACAUGACAUCAAAGACGCCAAUCAGGAAGCAAAAGAAGACCAGUGUCCUUCCACCGAGGAAGUACUGUCCAGUCUCCAGGUGGACCUUCUUCUGCCUUUCUCCCAGCUCCUGCUCUCCUCACACGCCGAGCUUCCUGCUUCCUGUCUGGCCUUCAGGCUCCAGUGCAGUCCCACUGGCUAUUAUCUCUUCUCCGGAGCCCAGGAGCUCCAGUCAGCCACCAGCGAGCUGAAAAGACUGAUGCAGGCAGAAGAAUGUCAGCCUGACUCCGAGGUGCCCACGACCCCUCAGCUCCUCCCUCGCUCCCUCCUCAACUCAUGGGAGCUGGAGGAGAGUCAGGGAGUCCAGGGAGGCUACCUGACUCUCUUCCUAUCCUCAUCUUCCUCCAUCACCUCACACCCACUUCUGUCAGAUAUUUUGUCCGACACGAAGGGGCCUACCUGCCCCUCUCUCCUCUUCCUCACUCACCGACACCUGUGGGUGCUCAAGAUGGAGUUCAGAGCGCCAUCUACCUCUUCCGGGUGCAGGCUGGUCCGUGUGCCCCUGGGCUCUGUGGUGCUUCACCCCAACGAGAGACCGUCUCACGUGGAGGAGAGAUCAGGCAGCGACUUCUGCCAGGACCCAACACACCGCCGCAGGCGGAGCCACACAGUGGAGCUGCUGCUGUGCGGUCAGAGGCUGCUGCUGCUUUUCCCGCUGGGCCGAGACAAAAGCUCCUUCCUGGGGGAACUGAGUCAGCGAAGGGGAGGUCUGGAGGGGCUGAAGCUGGUGGCGCUGCCCGCUUCCUGCAAAUGUUGGCCACACCAUGGCGGAGGAGGUCCCUGCAGAACCGGUGAGCAAUGCUGUUGUACAUGCAGCAGAAAAUCACACCGCACCAAGAGCUCCUUGUGUGUCACGCUGGAAGAGAACCAACCGUCCUCCCACCUCACCCCGGGUCUCUCCCCAGGCCUGAAGCUCCUGGCUGGGCUUGCUGGGGAUCAGCUGCUGACUUACUUCCACAGAUACAUCGCGCUGUCGGAGGCAGAGGAGGCGAGACAAGUCUUGUGGUUGUCUGUGGUCCUCUACACGUCUCCAGAGGCUGAACUCACCUGCUGUCUGUUGCUCUCCACUGAUAGCAUCUACUUCCUGUUGGAAGACUCCGCCGCCACACGCCACUGCCUGCCAGCCAUGGAUGUGACAGAUCCAGAUCUUAAUGUCUGUUUCUGCUGCUGUCUAACAAUCAGACUCUCCGAGCUGCUUUCUGUCAACGUUGGAUUGUUCGAUCAGUACUUCAGGCUCGUAGGUUGUUCAGCCGAGCAUAUCGUGUGCUGUCUGAGCAGGGACAGUUACGGCACCGGGGUCUUUUUGCAAGAACUGAUGUCCGCGCUCAGUCUGCGUCAGCAGCUUCCUGCUCCCGAGCCCCCUGAGCAGGACUUCUACUCGCAGUUCACCAACACAAGCACAGGUAAGAUGCAUAACUACGAGCUGGUCCACUGCAGCAGGGUGAAGUUCGUCUAUCCCAGCGAGGAGGAGAUGGGAGACCUGACCUUCAUCGUGGCCGAGAGGAAGACCCCGGCGAACACGGCGUCUUCGGCCUCGCGGUCCUUCAAUGUUCUGCUGUACCUGCUGGUCUUUCAGGUCCAGAUGUCAAACGACCAGGCCCUCACAGGCUCCUCCUCAUUCCCUAGCUCCGCCCCCUCCCCCGUCCUCCAGCCUCGGACCUUGAUUUUGACCAGUACAGAUGUCUUCCUGUUGGACGAAGACUAUGUCAGCUAUCCCCUUCCGGACUUUGCUAAGGAGCCGCCCUCCAGGGAACGCUACCAGCUGCGUGAAGCUCGGAGGAUCCGGGACUUGGACCGGAUCCUGCUGGGUUACCAGACGUACCCCCAGGCUCUGACCUUGGUGUUUGACGACCUGCCAGGCCCGGACCUGCUCUGCCACCUGACCAUGGACCACUUUGCCGCCGACGGGGAGGAGGCGCCCCCGGCCUGCGGGGGCGGGGGAGCGGAGGGCGAGGUGCAGUGGUGCGUCUUUGUCCCGGGAGCCGACAGCAGGGAGAGGCUGAUCUCGCUCCUGGCUCGCCAGUGGGAGGCGCUGUGCAGCCGGGAGCUCCCCGUGGAGCUCACAGGCUGAUUGCGCCUCCUCGGCCACACGUGACGGAGAUAAUCACCUCCCUGCUGCUCGCAGCUGCAUUCAAAGCCGUUUGGCUCCGUAAUGACCUCCGCGGCCGGUCCACAGAGGAGCUUGUUGCCAUGGCGACGAGACGCAUCCUCUCUGAAUUUGAGGGAAUGAAUGCCCCGACCCCAUAAACCACUGCCAAGUUCGGAAAUCACGUCCUGUGGCUUAGCAUCAGGAACACCCCACUCGCCACUCGCCACAGACAUUAUUAAGCACCACUUCCACACCUUCUAUCCCUUUUCAUCUUUCAGCGAGCACGAGGGGAACUUUUAGAAGAAAAGGAAAUACGUGGCAGGUGCCUCGGUCGCGCUUUUAAAAAAAAAAAGCCACCAGGAGGAAAGAGCGUGGCUCCGCCCACCCGCCAAUCGCCACUUUUGUCGCACGACACAAGACGCCGACUUCUUUCUCGCACCGAGACGUAUUCCUAUGUCUUCAUCAGGUCAUCACGCGGACUUUUCCCCGCAAAACUGGAUUUUUAACAGCCUCACCAGGUUUUAAACCUUAAUUUGGAAUGAAUAUUUAGUCUAUUUUAGCACAAACUGGAUGGGAGAAAACAAGCCAGUUGCUUGUAGCCAAGACUGUACAUCCACAGUCUUUAUUUAAAUCAUGUCAAGUUAUAACCAAUAAAUGACUUUUCUAUUAUUUA
This is a messenger RNA of Nerophis ophidion (straightnose pipefish), 5317 nucleotides long. It is a transcript of the gene nisch, whose product is annotated as nischarin. Bases 319 to 4626 code for a protein of 1435 amino acids. Gene Ontology annotation, cellular component: cytoplasm. Lineage: Eukaryota; Metazoa; Chordata; Actinopteri; Syngnathiformes; Syngnathidae. Gene Ontology annotation, molecular function: phosphatidylinositol binding; integrin binding; protein kinase binding. The transcript has 28 exons. The record is from RefSeq and is a predicted model, not a curated record.